This is a messenger RNA of Phoenix dactylifera (date palm), 1406 nucleotides long. The record is from RefSeq and is a predicted model, not a curated record. NCBI's taxonomy places the organism in Eukaryota, Viridiplantae, Streptophyta, Magnoliopsida, Arecales, Arecaceae.
CCUCCCCGUUUACACUUACUCCCAUGACGUCAUUCGGUACGCCCUCCUCCCACUGUUUCCCUUCCCCAAAACCAUCCUGAAAUCCACUCCCAAAACUCUCUCACCUUCGACUUCGCCUCUUAACGGUAUACCAAAGAAGAACCGAAUUUUUGCGCGAGAAAAGAACGAAACUGUAAGAACCCUAGCCACCCGAGGCAUGAUUCCCCAGCAGACCCUGCCCGAAUCCGACCGCCAGGCCAAGGCCACGCCGGUCGCCGCGGCGGCAGGGGCGACUGCGGCCGCGCAGACGAUCCAGCCCUCCUCCCCGCGCUUCUUCUUCUCCUCCGCCGCCGCGGCGAGCCCCUCCGCCGGGUCCCACCGGCGGAUCGCGAUCGCCGUCGACCUCUCAGACGAGAGCGCCUACGCCGUGAAGUGGGCUGUCCAAAACUACCUCCGCCCCGGGGAUGCGGUGAUCCUUCUCCAUGUCCGUCCCACCAGCGUCCUCUACGGCGCCGACUGGGGCUCUAUCGACCUCUCGGUGUCGGCCAACGCGGCCGCGGCGGAGGAGGUCGACUCCGAAGAGUCUCAGCGGAAGCUGGAGGACGACUUCGAUGCCUUCACGACCACCAAGGCCCAGGACCUCGCCCAGCCGCUCGUGGAGGCCCAGAUCCCCUUCAAGAUCCACAUCGUCAAGGACCACGACAUGAAGGAGAGGCUCUGCCUCGAGGUGGAGAGGCUCGGGCUCAGCGCCGUCAUCAUGGGGAGCCGGGGGUUCGGGGCCUCCCGGAGGACAAGCAAGGGAAGGCUCGGGAGCGUCAGCGACUACUGUGUCCACCACUGCGUUUGCCCCGUUGUGGUCGUCCGGUACCCCGAUGAGGGGUCCGGCGCCGGAGCGGGUGCAGGUUGCAUCGCCGACGGUGGAGAGGCGGUGGCGGCCAAGGGGAUUCUGGAGAAGGAGGCAGAGUUGCAUCCGGUGCCGGAGGAGGAGCAGGAGUACCACGAUGCCUCCGAUGAGCAGAAAGGUUGGGGCUUUUACCAUCGAUUCUUGAUGAAUAUCUGGUUUGUUGCGUGGUCCUCUUGAAUCCAGAAAGCGAAAAGCCAUGAAUCGAAUGAAGGGAACUAGGUUGAGGCUUUUGUGGAGGGGACUCCGCUGUGUAUUCAAGUGGUGCUAGUGUUACUGCUAUCCCCUGUUUCACUUGUCAAUUGCCUCUUGUAAACUGGAUGAAUGAUGAGUACCUUAACUUUUGAGUUGGAUUGUCCUAGGUCAUCCAAAGGUUUACUGCUUUCUCCUGUGAGACAUUUAUGCUGUUGAAACGUUGCCCUGUUUUACUGUUUGUCUCUCUUUUGAACAUAACUUGUAUUUUUAGUUGAUGCACCUGUUUUCUGGCAAUAACUUGUUAUCUGUACAGUUAUCUGUUUCUUCCUUA